CCACAGCCAUCACACAACUUGCUGAGGAAGAAAAUGUCCAACCGAACCACCGUGACCGAGUUCCUUCUCCUGGGUUUCUCUGACAUUCGGGAGCUGCAGAUUUUGCACUUUGUGGUGUUUCUAAUGAUUUAUCUGGCAGGCCUGCUGGGGAAUCUUCUCAUCAUCACAGCCAUAGCCCUCAACCACUAUCUUCACACCCCCAUGUACUUCUUCCUGGUGAAUCUGGCCAUCGGAGACCUUGGCUCCAUCUCUGUCACCAUCCCCAAAUCCAUGGUCAAUUCUCUCAUGAACACCAGAGUGAUUUCUUAUUCUGGAUGUGUCGCCCAAGUCUUUCUCUUCAUGUUCCUUGGUUUGGCUGAUCUCGGCAUCCUCACUGCCAUGGCAUAUGAUCGAUAUGUCGCCAUCUGCCAACCACUGCACUAUGAGAGAGUGAUGAACAGGAGAGCUUGUGUCAAAAUGGCAGCCAGUGCCUGGAUCAGUGGUAUUCUUUACUCUGCCCUGCACACUGGGAACACAUUUGCAUUAUCCUUAUGUGGAGGAAAUGUGGUGGAUCAGUUUUUCUGUGCCAUCCCCCAGCUACUCAAGCUUGCCUGCUCUGACUCAGAGCUCAAUGAAACUGGGGUUAUUGUCUUCAGUGCAUGCUUAGCUUUAAGUUGUUUUGUUUUAAUAAUUGUGUCAUAUGUUCAGAUCUUCAGAUCAGUGCUAAGAAUCCCCACUGAGCAGGGCCGGCAAAAAGCCUUCUCCACCUGCCUGCCUCACAUCACUGUUGUCUCUUUGUAUGUUUCCACUGGCAUCAUUGCCUACCUGAAACCCAACUCCAGGUCCAUAUCACAUCUGGAUCUCAUGGUGGAUGUUUUCUAUUCCAUGGUACCUCCAAUGCUGAAUCCAAUCAUCUACAGCAUGAGGAACAAGGAGAUCAAAGCUGCCCUGAGGAAACUGAUUGGAUGGAGUUUAUUUAAAACAAACAAAAAGUCCAUCUUUCUAUUUUGA
Messenger RNA from Gopherus flavomarginatus (Mexican gopher tortoise), 990 nucleotides. RefSeq names its product olfactory receptor 14A16-like. The transcript has a single exon. Gene Ontology annotation, cellular component: membrane. Gene Ontology annotation, biological process: G protein-coupled receptor signaling pathway. Gene Ontology annotation, molecular function: olfactory receptor activity; G protein-coupled receptor activity. The coding region runs from base 34 to 990 and encodes 318 amino acids. Lineage: Eukaryota; Metazoa; Chordata; Testudines; Testudinidae. The record is from RefSeq and is a predicted model, not a curated record.